AUGAGGCUUUGUAAAAACCUUCGUUCUUCUCUAGUUAGACAAUAUACAACAAGAAAUAUGGCUAGACCAAUUAGCACUACCGAAGCACCUGGUGCCCUUGGACCUUACUCCCAAGCUAUUGUUGCAAAUGGUUUUGUGUUUGUUUCAGGUCAACUUCCCGUUGUUCCUGCCACGGGAAAUAUUAUAAGCGAAGAUAUUAAAGAACAAACGACCCAAGCUGUUACGAAUUUGUCGAAUGUACUUAAAGCAGCAAAAGUUGAUUUAUCUAAAGUCGUAAAAACAACUGUAUAUCUUAAAGAUAUGAAUGACUUUCCUUCCGUAAAUGAAGCUUACGCAAAGGUCUUUGGAGAUAAUCGUCCAGCAAGAGCUUGUGUUGAAGUAUCUCGUUUACCUAAAGAUGUUAAAAUUGAAAUUGAUGCCAUUGCUCUUACAACUUAA
Funneliformis mosseae is the source of this 438-nucleotide messenger RNA. The record is from the annotation of a GenBank genome assembly. Lineage: Eukaryota; Fungi; Glomeromycota; Glomeromycetes; Glomerales; Glomeraceae.